This is a messenger RNA of Blepharisma stoltei, 4767 nucleotides long. Lineage: Eukaryota; Ciliophora; Heterotrichea; Heterotrichida; Blepharismidae. The record is from the annotation of a GenBank genome assembly.
AUGGCUGAUUUUUGUAGACUAGACCAAGCGAGCUAUAUCAGUCGUUUCCUUAUGCUCUGGAUAUUUCCAACAAUCAGAAAGCUCUCCAAAACUGACUGCUACUACGACAAGAACCUUGAAAUCCUGCCCAAAUCUUUGGAAACAGAAGAAAAUUUUAAAAAAUUAAAAGGCACUUGGACACUCGAAGCAUGUUCAAGAAAUCCCAGUUUUAUCCGUGCCCUUUUCAAAGCUUUUGGGUGGAGGUUUUUCACAGGGAGCAUUCCUUUUAUACUUACUCAAUAUUUAAGUAUAACAAUAGCAAUUUUGAUAAACCUUAUUAUCGGUUACUUUGAGGAUGACUCAGAAUCCCAGUGGAAGCCGAUUUUAUAUUCUCUCCUGCUUUUAUUUGUUAGUUUACUUUAUUUUAUUCAGAAUGAAAGAGGAUAUUUCGAUUUCAUGCUCGUUGGAGUCUCGAUAGAGUCCUCUAUAUAUGGUUUAGCCUACGAAAAAGUAUUAAAUAUGCCAUAUAAAUCUUUAAGUCAGCCUGAAAUUUCUGGGCAAAUUUUGAGCAUAAUAUCUACAGAUAACGAAGGAUUCAGAAUGAUAAGCUUAGCAGCUCCUGUAUGGACUGUUCCUAUCUAUCUGAUAGGAGCUGCUGUUGCUUUAUAUAUAUAUCUUGGAUGGCCUGGGCUUGUUGGAUUAUUUUUAAUCAUAUGUACAGUGCCAUUACAGAUAUUUUUAUCAAAGAAAAAUAUAGGCUUAAGGAAUAAAAUAAGCCAAUAUAUUGACUCAAGGGUGAAUUUAAUAGGAAAUAUUUUAGAUGGUAUCAGAAUAAUCAAAUUUUAUACAUGGGAAAUUUCUUUUUCGAAGAUUGUUGGAAAAUUGAGGGAGAGUGAAAUUUCAUUUUAUUUUCAAAGUGCAGUGCUAAAGCUAAUAAUUAAUGCCAUAUUAAUAAGUGGGCAAGGAUUGAUAAUAGUUGCAACUUUUUGGAUUUAUGUAGAAACAGGCGGCGUGCUAAAGCUGAGCAAUGUGUUUUGUGGCGUAAGUAUAUUGAUGACUGCCCAUUUUAGUGUUUCAGGAAUUUUUGCAAAUGGAUUAUUAUAUUUUUCUAAUUUAUUCUCAACAUCAAGAAGAAUUGGGCAAUUUUUACUUUCAUCUUCAAUCAAUUUCCAACAGCUCAGUCCUGCAGACAUAACAGGAGAACUUGAAUUAAUUGACGUCAUCGCCUCUUGAAAUAAAGUCCAACUAGAAGAAAAAGAAUUAACGACAUCUGGCUCCUUACUGACUUGUCCAGAAACCCCUGCAAUAGUACUAAGAGGCAUCUCUUUUAAGGUCGCUAAAGGUGAGUUAUGUGCCUUAAUCGGGGCAAUUGGGUCUGGAAAAUCAACAAUAGCCAAAACAAUUUUAGAAGAAACUUCUUUAAUCAGCGGAGAAAUAAAAAUCAAAGGAUCUAUUGCCUAUUUAGAGCAGCAGCCUUGAAUUAUGUCAGGAACAAUUAAAGAAAAUAUCAUUAUGGGGGAUGGCUAUGACCAAAAUUACUAUGAAGAUGUGCUUAAGUGCUGCUGUCUAAAAGAAGAUAUCAGUGAAAUGAAGCAUGGAGAUUAUACUCAAGUAGGAGUAAAAGGCUGCAAUUUAAGUGGAGGGCAAAGGGCAAGAAUUGCAUUAGCAAGAGCGGCGUAUGCACAAAGGGAUAUUUAUUUACUUGAUGAUCCAUUUAGCUCAGUUGACUCAAAAGUGGCUGAAAUGUUGUUCAGCAACUGCGUUAAUGGCCUUUUGAAAGAAAAAACAAGAAUUUUAAUUACAAAUCAGCAAGAGUUUUUGCCAAUGUGUGAUAAAAUAAUAUUCAUUGAAGGAGGAAAAGUACAUUUUCAAGGAAAUUAUGAAGAGUUUAAGGCUCAAAUUCAAUUAAAUUAAGAGUCUUAACGACUUCAAAAUUUAUGCCUCUACACACUUUCGAUUAACGUCAACCUGCUUGAAAAUUUAUUUGCUAUUUUGAACAGUGAUCUUCUCUAGAGCAGUGAUUGCACUGUGAUCCUCCAAGAGUCUUGACAAGUUAGGAAGACGUCCUGUCAGUACUCCCUCGGGUGCUAUGUUGGUAAAGGUUACCCGCUACCUCCUUUCAGCCACCUUUAGGAGAGGUGACGCCUGGGAAAAAAGAACCACGGCCAUUUCAGUUUAAUAUUAGUUAUCAGAUGAUGCUUUUUAGGCCAAGGUUCUUUCCCUGCCGGAUCCUGAGGGCCAGUAGCUUACUCCCAAAGUUUACCCACCCCAUACUCCGUUCUAGGCAGCUGAGAGUUAAGAUUAAAGGGUCUGAACCUUUGUUUAGGCUAUAAAGCCAUUUUGGCUUCCAAAAUGGUGCGUCAUCACUAAGGACAUAUUUUGUCGCCAACACAUAUUAAUUAUUAAGGCUCAAGGAUUUUCCUAUAUAAAGAAUAACGCUGAAAAAGAAGAAAUUAAAGAAAUUAACCAUGAAGAAAAUGAUAAAAAUGAGCCCAGCUCAACAGAAAAUGCUCCAGUUCAAGAUUCUUGUGACGACGAAGUACACAAAGCUUCAGUAAAAUUCAAAGUUUAUUACAUGUUUUUGAAAUUCGGAUUUAAAUCAAUAAUUGUGAUGCUUUUAUUUGCAUUAAUGUGUAUAGCGACACAGUCUCUUUAUAUAGGUAUGUCAUACUGAAACGCUUAUUGAAGCUCCAGAAAUAGCUCAGAACAAAAAAACUGGCUAUAUCCAGUCGUUUUGGCAAUAAUUUCAUUAACUGUACUUGUUACUACUUAUAUCAGAAACUUGUGCAUGCUUAAAGCGUUUUAUAUAUCAGCGAGGCAAAUCCAUAACAAUUCUUUUUCAAGGACAGUUCUUGCCCAUUCAAAGUUUUUAGACAAAAAUUCUGAAGGAAAACUUCUCAACGUGUUUUCACGAGACACAUAUUCAAUGGACAAUAAUUUGAUCACAAAUUUUACAGACUCAAUCAUGUAUGUCCUUAUCAUUUUUUCCUAUUUCAUAGCAAUCAUAAUCGUUCUCCCUUAUGACGCCAUAAUUAUUUUUGCAUAUGGAAUUUAUGUAUAUUAUCUUCACCGUCUAAUAGCCCAUAAAAUACGAAUUCUUAAGCGAAAAGACCUUACCAGCCGCAACCCUGUUUAUGGGCUUUUUUCUGAAACCAUUGAAGGAAUAGAAGCUAUAAGAUGCUAUGGGAUGAAGAACAUUUUUAAAGAAAAACUGACCGAAAAAGCGUCAAUUGCUGCACGAAUUUCGUUUAAUUUUAUCACUUGUUUAAGAUUCUACAAUUUAGCAUGCUCUUUGGGCAUAAGUUUUGCACUGGGUAUGAGCUCAUUAAUGAUAGUACUUAUUUUAUCUAAAGACGAUGCCACUUUAGCGAGUAUGAGGGUGAGGUUAAAUAAAACACACUAAAAUUUUCACCCCAUUUUCUUAUAAAAAGUUCAAAAGGCUCUUUUAUAUCAAAAAAUUGUAAACGGUACUAUUGAUAUAAAAAAAAAUUAUAGUGACUUACACCAUCUAGAACGGGGCGUUUUUUGAUAGUGUCAACAAACAAAAAAGUCCCGUUCUAGAUAGUGUAAGUCACUAUAGAAAAAAUACAGUAAGCUUUACUUAACCUCACAUAAGUAUGAGCUUAAGCUUCACAGCAUCCAUAAUGUCUUAUGUUCCGUUACUCAUUAGAACUAUGACAGAGACUGAAAUCACUAUGACUAAUGUUGAAAGAGUUUCUAAUUUUAUUAAUGUCCAGCCAGAAGGAGACACUACAAGCGAAAAUUGGAAAAUUAGAAAAGGGUCUGUGGAGUUUGCAGGCGUUGACAUGCGAUAUGACGAUAGCUUGGAUUUUGUGCUGAAAAAUGUAAAUUUUCAAAUCGAAGGGGGCAGCAAAGUAGGAAUAGUAGGAAGAACUGGCUGUGGUAAAAGCACAAUUUUUCAAGUUUUGUUUCGAAUGUAUCCUAUUAGCUCUGGAAAUAUUUUUAUCGAUGGCCAAGAUAUCUACACAAUCGGUCUGCAUAACCUCAGGAAGCAAAUGUCAAUAAUUCUGGGCGAAGGCCCAAUGAUCUUACAUUUUGCAUUCAUCGAAGUCAAUUUGAUCAAAAUUUAAUGGUUUUUUCUGUCUAAUAUCACUAUCAAAAAAAAUUCCAACAAUUUUCCCCUAGAAACUGUCGCACCAUCAAAGUUUACACAUUAUUUGGCAUUGAGCCAUAAUUCCUCAAGUCCCAUUCAUUUUUACCACAACUCUACGAAAUAACAUUGACGCUUUAAACCAAUACACAGACGACGACAUAAAAGAAGCACUAAAAGCAGUCAAGCUUUACGACCAUUUCCAAGCCCUCAAUGGUCUUAAUACUCACUUGUCUCCAGCAUUAUCUCUAUCUACCGGAGAAAAGCAGCUUUUAUGCUUAGCCAGAGCAAUCAUUACAAAAAAUAAAAUAUUAAUCACCGAUGAGGCCACAGCUUAUGUAGACCAAGAGUCAGAUAAAUUUAUUCAAGAAAUUAUAAGGGAAAAAUUCAAAUCGUCUACAAUUUUAGCCAUUUCUCAUAGGCUUGCAAAUUUAAAGGAUUAUGAUAAAAUAAUAGUGAUGGAUAAGGGCUCCGUUAUAAAAAUUGGGUCACCAUCAGAAAUUCUUACAAAGCAAAGCCCCACUGAUCUGCUUUUCCCAACAAACAAUAGGUUUAGUAAUCAAAAGAAAAACUCGUCAUUUAGCUUGUCAAGUCAGAUGAGCUAUAAAUCAUCUUGCAUAGCAAGAGAAUUAAGUAGGAGCAUUAGAAAAUACCAUACCAUAAGAGACGCUAUUUAA